AAAUGUCGUCACUUUAUCCGCUUUAUCCCAUAUGACACGUGGUCUCUCUCUUCUUCUACGGCUGAUCGAUGUCAGAUGCGAGAGAAGACACGUGUUUCUGUCAGCUAAGGCGCUGAGGGAGCACGUGCAGAGUCCGUUUGAGAGGAGACCGAAGGGAACUCGAGAUCCCGGCGUAGAAUUCUUGAUUAGAUCCUAUUCCACACGUCCAUCUAACCUUAGUCCCGAUAUAAUGCCGGAGGUGAAGCUCGUUGAAAGCGACGACAAACGUCAUCAAGUCGAGUACCUGGAGACGCCCGUAAAAUCGGAGAACGAUACGAAGGAGUAUAGAGUCAUCAAAUUACAGAAUGGUUUGACAGCUUUGCUAAUAGCUGAUAUACAUCCCAAGACAUCUUCUUCCCAAGAUGAUGAUCAGGAUAAAACAAGUAGUAGCGAAGAUGAAACUGAAGAUGAGGAUAGUGACGAAGAUGAUGAAGAAGAAGAUGAGGAUGAAAACGAAGAUGAAGAUUCCAGCGAUGAUGAAGAUAGUUCUUCGUCAACUAAACGAGUCAAGAGAAAUGAAAAGAUGGCAGCAUGUGGCUUGUGCGUGGGAGUAGGCAGUUUUAGCGACCCACCAGAAAUUCCAGGCAUGGCACAUUUCCUCGAGCAUAUGGUUUUUAUGGGAUCAGAGAAAUAUCCACAGGAAAAUGAUUUUGAUGCGUUUCUCAGCAAGCGCGGUGGUUCCACCAAUGCUGAAACAGAUUGCGAGCAUACGACAUUUUACUUUGAUAUCCAGGAAAAGCAUCUGUUACAAGCCCUCGAUCGUUUCGCUCAAUUCUUUAUUAAACCCUUGAUGAAGAAAGACGCCAUCACGCGCGAGCGAGAAGCUGUGGAAAGCGAAUUUCAGUCGGCAUUGCCCUACGACGACAAUAGAAAGGAGCAAUUGUUCUCCUCCUUCGCGAGAGAUGGUCAUCCAGCCAACAAGUUUAUUUGGGGCAAUCUGAUAACGUUGCGCGACAAUGUGGAAGACGACAAGCUGUAUGCGGAGUUGCACAAGUUCAGAGAGUACCAUUACAGCGCCCACAGAAUGAAACUGGCUCUACAGGCGAGAUUGCCGCUGGAUACCUUAGAGCAAUACGUCAUCACGUGCUUCGCCGAUGUGCCGAGCAACGGGUUGCCUCCGGAGGACUUUGCCGAAUUCAAAGAUGGCAUAUCCUUCGAUACUCCUGCUUUCCGAAGAAUGUACAAAGUUAAAUCUGUGGAAGAUAUUAACCAAGUGAAAAUAACAUGGGCAAUGCCUUCACUGCUUGAUUUCUACAAAAGCAAACCACAUGAAUAUGUCUCGUGGCUCGUCGGGCACGAAGGGAAAGGCUCCAUAAUUAGUUAUCUGCGUAAAAAAAUGUGGGGAAUCGAAUUGUUCAGCGGCAACACCGAGAGUGGUUUCGAGCACAGUUCUAUGUACGCUUUAUUCAAGGUCACUGUGUUGCUCACGGAUGAAGGACAGAAUCAUUUGGAGGAAGUACUGGAUGCGGUAUUUUCUUAUAUCAGUUUGUUGAGAACAGAAGGCCCUCAGGAGAGGAUCUACGACGAAUCCUGUAAAAUCAGAGAGAAUAACUUCAGAUUUGCCGACGAAGAGGAUCCAAUAGAGUAUGUAGAGGAUUUGUGCGGCAGCAUGCAUUACUAUCCAUCGCAGGACUACUUAACUGGAAGCGAGCUUUACUUCGAGUACGAUCCGGAAGCCAUAAAAAGGUGCCUGAACUACCUGAGACCGGAGAAUGCGAAUAUCAUGAUCUUCAAUGGAAAAUUUAACGCCGAGUUGGACAAGACUGAGCCCUGGUUCAAUACCAAGUAUACGGACGUUGAAAUACCACAGGAAUGGGUCGAGCGCUGGAAAACCAUCAAGCCCUUGCCAGAUUUUCACUUGCCAAUACCGAAUACAUUCCUCACCAGCGACUUUACUUUAAUACCGAUUCCGGCGGACAUUCCAAAGUAUCCUGUGAAAAUUCACACCGAUGCCAUAUCCGAGAUUUGGUAUCGCCCGGAUCCAAAGUUUCGUCUGCCAGAAUGUUACAUGAACUUUCACUUUGUUUCUCCUCUGAGACUUCGAUCGCUGGAGAAUGCAGCUCUCCUGGACUUGUACUGCAAUAUACUACACUUCCUAUUGGUUGAAGAAAUAUAUGCAGCAAUAGUGGUGGGAUUUGAUUUCAACAUAUAUUCUAGUGAGAAGGGUAUUAAAAUGAAGUUUAAUGGAUUUAACGAAAAACUGCCUCUCUUAGUACUCACUGUCAUGAAAUACAUAGUGGACUACCCGAAUCUUGUUACGAAGGAGUUAUUCGAGAUUUUGAAGGAGUUUCAACUCAAGAAACUGUACAACACAUUUAUAAAGCCCAAGAAACUCGUCAGGGAUGUGAGGUUGCAUAUACUCAAGUUUGUCCAUUACACGCACAUCGACUUGUACAACGUUCUGUGCGACACCAAUUUCGAAAAAUUCCGAAAUUUCAUCACAUCCUUCAACGAACGUCUCUUCAUCCAGUGUCUCGUGCAGGGCAACAUGACACAAGAUGCUGUGAUCGAGAACGUGCGACAAUACAUCGAAAUAAUCAACUGCAAGCCGCUGCUCCCGAGUAUGAUGCCGCAAAUAAGAAUUACGCAGAUACCUCUAGGCACACAAUAUUGCAAAGUGAGAAACAUCAACAAGACCGACGUGAAUUCCGUGGUGACGAAUCACUAUCAGGCUGGAACUAAGUCGGUCGAGUUAUCGGUCUUGAUUGAUUUAUUGAUAAUGAUAAUGGAGGAACCGCUGUUCAAUCGGCUCAGAACCAAGGAGCAGCUCGGUUACGAUGUUUCCUGCACCCACCAAGACGUCUACGGGAUUUUGGGAUAUUCGAUUACGAUUCAAACUCAGGCGAACAAGUACACGACCGAGCACGUGGACCAGCGGAUCGAGGACUUUUUGAAAUCGUUUAAUAAGACACUGAAAUCUUUACCGGAAGAGGACUUAGACUACGUCAAGGAGGCGCUGAGAAAGGAGAAGCAGUGCGCCGAUAUCGAUCUAGAUGAGGAAGUUGUAAGAAACUGGAACGAGAUUACGACUUGGCAGUACAUGUUUGACAGACUUGAGCGAGAAGUGCUCGCGAUAAAGGACAUCAAGCUUAAAGAUCUUAGAGAGUGGACUGCGAAGCAUACAUUGCAUGGAAGUAACUUUAGGAAACUGAGUAUUCAUGUGGUGGGAAAUCACUCGAAGGAAAACAACGAAGGAGACAAAACAAUCAGUAUUCCGGAGGAUAACCGUAAGAUGCAGUAUUCUUUGGAAUUUAUAACCGAUCAACAGGACAAAAAAACGCAAGCUUAUCAUAUUACUGACAUAGAGGAAUGGAAGAAAACUCUCUACGUGUAUCCAGUAAGCGAGGGGAUUAAUCCUCUCAAAGAAUCAUUAGAAAAAGAAUCCUCUCAAGCCGACUAAAUAAUGUCCUGAUAAUAGAAUAAGAAGAUAGAAAUAUAUAAUAAUAAUAAUAAGUCGUACUGCCUUGAAACUUUACGAUACUUUUCUAUUUAUCAAAAGUUUCUAUUUAAUUGACUCUUGCAUCUAGGAAGCGAUAUUACACGAUAGGAUGAAAAUAUAUUAUAAAUAAAAAAUAUAUAUUAUAAAAAUAUAUAUUACGAAAAUGUUAUAAAACGCGUGCGAUUUCUCGCAAAUCCUUAAAUCUUCAGACUUGUACAUGUUUUUCAAUAGGCUAUAUCAACUAUCAGUGGCAAUUUUUUUAUAUUAUAAUAAUCCAAAA
Messenger RNA from Camponotus floridanus (Florida carpenter ant), 3758 nucleotides. Its product is annotated as nardilysin. The transcript is spliced from 14 exons. Bases 32 to 3439 code for a protein of 1135 amino acids. Gene Ontology annotation, molecular function: metal ion binding; metalloendopeptidase activity. NCBI's taxonomy places the organism in Eukaryota, Metazoa, Arthropoda, Insecta, Hymenoptera, Formicidae. Gene Ontology annotation, biological process: proteolysis. The record is from RefSeq and is a predicted model, not a curated record.